AUGCCGAAGCUGGCGAAGAGAGCUUGUGACACUUGUAUCGCUCGGAAGGUCCGUUGCGAUGGAGAAUUGCCGUGUCGAACUUGCAAGUCAUCAAAACGGAAUUCGCCAUGCACCUAUGUCAGGCCUGCUCAGAAGAGAGGCCCAAAGGUCCGGCAACCUUCAAAACAGAGCAGUGGAAAUUUUGAGGCUCCUCAGCCGGCUGAGAAAAUUCAAUCGACUGUGCUGCAAAAUAGGAGUGACGUCUCAUUAGAAAGUGCCCGAGAAAUUGUUUGCUCAUCGCAGACAUCCCCACCGUCUUUGGUAAAAACAAUAUCACAAGUCAUCAGGGAAUAUGAGAAUCAUUCAUACAGUGUAUGGCCUGUCAUUCGAUCCAAUAUACUUGUUCAACAACUUGCUCUAUUACCUUUUGACGAGCCUACAUUUUGUUUGGCAGCAGCGCUCUGUGCUGCCACAAUAGCUCAGUUGAACAUAAUAAAUAAGCGAACCUCAGCAUUACUGUUUAUUCAAGAAGCAGUUUCAUCGGCAAAAGUACUGGGCCUUGAUAAAAACAACCAGGCUUUGCAAGGAUCAGUUGCGGAUGUAGUUGACAACGGACAAAUUCUGUUUUCUUUAUUGUGGGUUUCAGAAAGAGGCUAUAGCGUGCAUUUAGGACUGAGGCCCUCAUUUCUUGACCCUCUAUUUAUUCCUUUGGUUGAGGAUGCUGUUAGCAAUCCUCAUAUAUACGGUUUAAUUGAGUUGGCCAGGCUCUUUACCAUAUUUGAUUAUUGUACUUUCCUGGAUGUAUCAGAGGAAAUACUCAUAAAAUCCGAAAAAACAUUGAAAGCUUUGCAAAUUUCGGCAGAAAAAACAACAAAAUCUCGUUUGGCUGACCACACUAUCACACGGGAAUGGAUGCGAACUAUAAUCUGGCAACGUGCCUUAUCGGCAGGCUAUCUUUCUUCUUACUCGCAGUCAAAUUUGACAGACUUUCGUUUCCCAGUUGUCGUAAGCCAUGAUCUAUUGGUCGCUCUCCGGCACUUCUCCUCUGACGAUUUGCUCCCUUUAGGGCGCGAUCAGCUUUUGAAAUGCUUUGAGAUAGCCAACACUUUGGCUGAUUCGCUCCUAUGCAAUUCUGUUCCUGCAGAAACGACAACCCUACGUUGCGGCCCAUAUGAAUUCCUGCACGCUCUAUACCAGAAAAUCCAUCCUUUUAUAUACCUAGAUACUACUCUUGACACAAUAUUGCGAGAAAAGACUGCACAAGCACUUUUGCGCGCGCCGUCUCACUUUUGGAAUCUUAGUCUACCGUUAGCCAUGUACGAAGAUUUUUCUAUCGGCCAAGAGAUCGACAAUGCCUUGGUAUAA
This is a messenger RNA of Talaromyces proteolyticus, 1344 nucleotides long. RefSeq lists its product as uncharacterized. NCBI's taxonomy places the organism in Eukaryota, Fungi, Ascomycota, Eurotiomycetes, Eurotiales, Trichocomaceae. Gene Ontology annotation, biological process: regulation of DNA-templated transcription. The coding region runs from base 1 to 1344 and encodes 447 amino acids. The transcript has 4 exons. The record is from RefSeq and is a predicted model, not a curated record. Gene Ontology annotation, molecular function: zinc ion binding; DNA-binding transcription factor activity, RNA polymerase II-specific.